GGGCCGGCGCCACAUGCGCACGCAUUCGGCGGCCGCGCGCAGCACGCUCGGCGCGCGGAUGGCGGCGGCGGUGGCUGGGAGCGGGACGCCCCGGGAGGAGGAGGGGCCCAGUGGGGAGGCAGCGGCUCCGCAGCCCCAAGCCCCGACUGGUGCGCCCGGGCCUCGUCUCUCGAGGCUGCCUCUGGCGCGAGUGAAGGCCUUGGUGAAGGCAGACCCCGACGUAACCCUCGCGGGACAGGAAGCCAUCUUCAUUCUUGCACGAGCCGCGGAGUUGUUUGUGGAGACCAUAGCUAAAGAUGCUUACUGCUGUGCUCAACAAGGAAAGAGGAAAACCCUCCAGAGGAGAGAUUUGGAUAAUGCAAUAGAAGCUGUGGAUGAAUUUGCUUUUCUGGAAGGUACUUUGGAUUGAUUGCUAAGCUGGGCAGUUCUGUGAGCCCUCACCUGCGUCCUUCAGCUAGCCCCUCUCCUGCAGGACUCAGUUUUGAAGAAUGGUCUUUGGAAUAUUGCACUUACACACUUUGCUGUUCUACCUUUACCUAAGCUGGAAUAAGCAGAGAUCCAUCUGUUAGCUUUUCUCUCUGAGGCCUUACACUAUUUUAGUCUUCCAUUUCAGGCCUGUGUGCAGCUGCCGCUUCAGGCAGAGAUAAAGGAAUUGAUUUGUAUAGUUUGCUUAAUGAACAAUGAACAGAAUAAAGGUCUCUGAUCACUUUGAAACUAGUAUGUUUUAUAACCUUGCUCUUGUUCUUAUCCUUGUGGCUGGAGAGCCACCUGCCCAGUUACAGACCUUCAGUCUUCUCUGCCAGCCACUGUAAGCCUCAGUCUUUUCAUUUGUUUACUCUUUGUUUUUCCAGCAUGUCACCAGAAUGUGAUUCCAGAAUUGAUGGGAUGGUCACUUAAGGUCUUCAGAAGUUCAAAUAAAUGUGAUCGUUGAUUUAAAACCUGUUAAAA
Messenger RNA from Manis javanica (Malayan pangolin), 948 nucleotides. RefSeq names its product DNA polymerase epsilon 4, accessory subunit (gene POLE4). Gene Ontology annotation, biological process: DNA-templated DNA replication. Lineage: Eukaryota; Metazoa; Chordata; Mammalia; Pholidota; Manidae. Gene Ontology annotation, molecular function: protein heterodimerization activity. Gene Ontology annotation, cellular component: nucleus; epsilon DNA polymerase complex. The record is from RefSeq and is a predicted model, not a curated record.